AAAUCAUCGUUUUCUCAUUUUGAGCAUAUUUCUUGCAUAAAUAAUAUAGUAUGAGCAAUUUGGAACAUGUUGUAACCAAUUAUAUGAUUACAGACGAUGUACACUCGGCUGAAGCAAUACAAGCUUCGAAAGACAUUCUUAAGAUUGUUGAUGAGGGAGUUGUUCAAGAUAAUUUGCUACAAUUGGUUCAAGCUUUAGGUGAAUACUUGAUUAAUGAUGAUGAAUAUAUUCGAGCCAAAGCAACUGCACUUCUAUCAAACACUCUAGCGGAAUGCAAACAGGACGAAAUUAAUGAGACAGCAGUGUCUGUACUCGUCGAUUUUUACUGUGAACGUUUGACAGACGGUACAUGCGUACCAAGUCUUCUAGAAGGUUUAGUAGCUUUAACCAAAUACUCCAAUUUUACUGGGAAAAAUGCCGUUACUACUGCAAAGAGAUUGAUUCAAAAUUUACAAAUGCAGCAAUAUCCCCAGGGAACCCGAAUUGCUGGAUUCACAGUAUUUGCAAAUUUGAUUGAUUACCAUGCGGCUGCUUUGAAGUCAAUCAACGAUGAAUUUGUGUUCGGGUUCACAAAACAGUUAGAUGGAGAAAAGGAUCCUCGCAAUUUGAUGCGCGCCUUCCAUAUUGUAAAGGAGCUUGUAGACAAAUUAGAUAUCAGUAACCAUGUCGAAGAUGUUUUUGAGGUUACAUUCUGCUACUUCCCUAUCACUUUCAAACCACCUCCAGGCAAUCCAUACGGUAUUACUGCAGAAGACUUGAAAGCUAGUCUAAGAAUGUGUAUGGCCUCUACUCCAUUGUUUGCCAAAUUCGCACUGCCACUUAUUCUAGAAAAGUUAUCUUCUACUGCAGGUAGCGCUAAGAAAGAUGCAAUGGAAACCCUGGCUGCAUGUGCACCAGUUUACGGUGCUGCUGUUUUAAUACCGCAUAUUGAAGAAAUUUAUACGUCUCUAAAAAUAGAAGUGUUUCAUUCAAUUGAUGCAUCACUAGAAGAUGCUGCUGUUGACGCAAUUCGAUCUGUCACUUGUGCCUUGACUGCAGACAACGCCCCUCAAGACAGUGAAAAUACUGCAGAAAAAGCGUUGAAGCAUUUGAUUGACGAAUGUGCGACUAAUCUGAGGGAUCCUGAUAUGAAAGAUCAUCAACAAUCUGGACGUAUUUUAAGAGCAGUAGCUUCAGCCUCACAUGCAGCAUGUCUAUUAGUCGUCGAUAUUAUUGUUCCACUUGUCCUAAGACAGUAUCGUGAGACGAAUAUGGCUAUGCUGAGAAAAGCAAAUGUGGAUAUUAUUCUGGAAUUGCUAGAAGCUGGUAAAACUUUAUAUGGAUGCUCGAACGAUGUCAAUAAAGCAACCGCUGCUGCAACCGUUAGCUCCCCCUUAAUCCAAUAUAAAGAAAAGUUCAGUGGUAUUUUCGAAUCAUCGUUGAUGGCAUCCAAUGAAUACAAUCUUCUUCGUCUUAGCGGCCUCAAUGGUUUGAAACUAAUGAUAUUGUCAAAGGAUUUUUUGGAAACCAAUGAAGUUGGUAUUGCUAUACAAUCCAUCAACAAAAUUCUUCUAGAAGAAAUUGAUGAAGAACUUCGCUCUGCUGCAUUAGAAGCACUCAGUAUUACAUCACAAACAUACUGUAAAUAUAUAAAUGAGAUCACUAUACCGUCUUUGAUUGACCGACUUCCCGACAACACAGUUAAAGAUGGCAAUAAGAAGUACUCCCGUCUAUUGCAUGCUUUCAAGGUCCUCGCGUCAGUACCCUCUGUAUAUAAACAAGCGAUGCCUUUAUUAAUAGAAAAGUUUAACUGUGUUUGCAAACAAGAUGAAGACCCUACCUAUGCAGUCGCAAUCGCGAAAACAAUCUUGGAUAUCAUCAAGACCAAAUCAAGCGAAAAUCAUCAAGAUCUCCUGGAAGGUGUACAUACCAUUAUACCCCAUUUCAUUAAAACAGCAGUCGAAACAUCUAUUACCGCUGAACAUAAUUUGAUAUUGGACGGUGGCGUGAUGGAUGCCCUGACUUUAACCAUUACUGCUGUGCUUGUGAAGGCUGACAGCAAUACCCAGAAAAAACUCAUGGAGAGGGCUUUCAGAUUAUUUGUAGAUGGGCAGUUAUCAGAGUUCGAUAUUGCAACUUCUUCUGAUGUCGAAUUUAAGCCCUUAAACAGCGCUUCCUCGAAAAUUUUGAACUCGCAGCAGAAGAGUACUUGCCGCUUUUUUGCAGCAAUUAUAUGUUCGUUGAGAAAAGACGUAGCUUUGCCAGUGACGGGUUUGGAAGGGUUUUUGAAUGAUUUGAUAGCUGUGGCACUAGAAAGUGAUAAUCAAGUUCAAUUGACAAGCGUGGCAAGGAUGAUUGGUUCACUCAUCAACAAAUGGAAAAACAACUCUGCUUUAGCUGCAUUUGUCAAGCCUACAGCGUCAAGGUUGGAGGAUAUCAUUGCGCAGCAAACAACUCCAGAUAAAGGGAACGCAGUGGAGAUCUAUUUGUGGAUUGCUAAAGCACUUGUAUUACGUACACAUAGCUUCGGCUACGAAAUGACCAACAAGAUAAUCCAAUGGUGUGGCGAUAAUACAGCAGGGUCAAAAGCACCCCAAGGAUUCAGCAUUCUCAUUGGUGAAGAUGCGUUUGCAUUAAAUAAGGCUAUGUUCGCUACAACUAUGAUCUUAUACAAACAGAGAUUUUUCGAGCAUUGCCUUUCUCAGUUGGUCGAUGGAUUCCGUUCAGCAAGCGACGAUAUAAAACCGAAUUAUUUGAUUGCUUUAUCCUAUCUUUUGCAAAAUGUUCCUAAACAGAUCUUGUUGAACGAGCUGCCACCACUUGUCCCUCUUUUGAUGCAAUCUCUUACUCUACGUGAUAGCGACCUCAAGGUGUCCACACUAGAAACUUUGAGCUUAGCUGUAUCUGAAGCCGCUGAUAUUGUUGCACCUCAAAUUAGAGUAAUUUUGCCCGCUCUGGUAGGCUUACUGCAGGACACAAAAGAAAACCCACUACGUGUCCGCAUCGCUGCACUCAAAUGUCUGGCACAGUUCCCUAAUUAUAUCUCCAAAGACGCUUUGAGCUCACAUGUAAAUUAUGUUAUCCGUCAAUUGAAGACUUCUCUAGAUGACAAAAAACGUCUUGUUAGAAAAGAAGCAGUGGAUUGCCGUUUUAAUUGGUACAAUAUUGCAGUCUAGAGAAAGCUGCUUUGCGAUAAUAAAGAACAAAUAGUAAUACAUAAAUCUUGAAAGAUAUUGGGUAUGAAUGUCAACCUCUACUUGAAAUAUAUUUCGUUUUUAUCGUUGUUAAUUGUUUAGAUCGUCAUCCGCAAGGACAACUGCUAAAAGCUGUAGUAUAUUCGUUUCUGCAGAACCGAUGCAAACGGCUUUACAAAAUCACGAACGUUUACAAUUACGGUAUUUUUUAAAGAGGUGACGCAAAGCGACGAGCGAUUUUUGUUGUUCUGCUUCGAUUUCGUCAAAGCCAAUGCUUGGAUAUGGAAUUUGAACAUUCAAAAGCAACUUUCUAAAAUUUUUGAUUAAUGGUUGGCUACAUAUCUUCUUUUUAUGCCGCUAUUGAG
This is a messenger RNA of Mycotypha africana, 3538 nucleotides long. Its product is annotated as Dos2-interacting transcription regulator of RNA-Pol-II-domain-containing protein. The record is from RefSeq and is a predicted model, not a curated record. The coding region runs from base 51 to 3155 and encodes 1034 amino acids. Lineage: Eukaryota; Fungi; Mucoromycota; Mucoromycetes; Mucorales; Mycotyphaceae. Gene Ontology annotation, cellular component: cytosolic [4Fe-4S] assembly targeting complex. The transcript is spliced from 14 exons. Gene Ontology annotation, biological process: iron-sulfur cluster assembly.